UUCUUCCUCCGGGUUCCUCUGCCUCGAUCUCGCUCUCUCUCUCUGGUCUAUACGUGCUAGAACCUCUCUGAAACCUUCGCGUCGUCGCCCCCUCCUUCGAUCGCGGCGGCGAAGAUCCUCCUCCAUGAUCGCGGGCAGCUCCUGAGCAGGCCCUUCUCUCCUCGCCGCUCGCUCCGGCGAUGGCGAUCGCGUUCAAGUUCAGGAGCGCGGCGCACUUCGACUCGCUCGACCUCGGCGACGGCCGGCCUUCCAUCUCGGUCGGCGACCUCAAAUCCGAGAUCCGACGCCUGAAGAACCUGCAUGCCUGCUACGGCUCCGACCUCCGCGUCUCCGACGCCGCCACCGGCGUAGAGUACAAGGACGACAAUGUUCAAAUUCCAAGUGGUUCGAGUGUGAUUAUUAAGAGAGUACCCGCCGUAUCCGUGUCGCCUCUUGCCAUCCAUAGCAAUGAUGUUAUCGAGAAUUUUGGGAUCAAGGAUAUUAAUCCCGGUGUUAUCUCUUCACCGGAUGAUAAGGACAGGACUUUGAAGAAAACUUCUCUUUCAGUGGAAGAGGACAUUUUCGACUUUGCUGACUUCGGGGAUGAUGCGUGUCCUGUUCUCGAGAGAAUGGUCGAUGACUCCAGCUUCAAUGUCGAGAAAAAGUGCAGUUUUAGCGAUGAAAGCCCCAUAAUUGGUGCUGUAAGAUGUAAUAAGCUAACAACAGUAUUAGGUCGGAGAUUGGAUGAUUACAAUCGCAGUGAGGCUGUUUCAAGAGGUGCCUUGGCAAAGUGGAUUGGAAGGGACAAGUUGCUGGUUGAAGGAAAAAAUAAAACUGAAGAACUUUUAAAAUUGCAAAAGGCCACCAAUGCCUCUUUUGUAGCCACUCAAAAUGCUGACCUGCCGUCAGAGCUCAAAUGCUCUCUCUGCAAUUCACCUUAUGACGAAGCAGUGAUGAUACCUUGUUGCCAGAAUAGUUAUUGCGAGCGAUGUAUACGUCCAGUGCUAAAUGAGAAGUCACUCUGUCCAAAUUGUUCUGCAAAAUGCAGAGCUGAAGAUUUGCUACCUAAUGUAUCUCUCAGGCAUGCUGUUGAGAGUUUUCUUAGGUCCCAGGUUUUUGCUGAUGGUGGGGAGGAUGUCCAUCGUUAUGCACCGGAUGGGGAAUCUGGCAUUCAAGGAAAUGAAGCAUUUGGUGAUUUGACCAUUGUUAAGAGGCGCUCCGACUGUUGUCAACCUUCCAAAGUAACUGGGAAAGGACCUGGCCAUAUCAUAUCAGAAUAUGCCCUAGAUUGGAAGUCCAGGGACAAAGAUGCAACUGAGAGGGCAAAACAGCUGUAUGAAGAAGAAGUAGACUCUAGUUGUCCUGUAGAUCUCCAAUGUGGAAAUUUGGCACUGUUUCCUGAUUCUAAAGUGAAAAGCCAGUCCAUGCCAGAGCAAGCUGAUUCUUUUGUAAAGAUGAGGAAUGGAUUGAUCAACUCCACAGGUGGGGAUGUGAAUUUAUUGGAGACUGGAAGAGAUAGAAAGGGGUGCCGAGCCUGUUAUAUGUGCGGCUCUUUGGAUCAUUUGAUAAGAAAUUGUCCACAUGCUUCCACACCAUGUCCUAUGCCUCAGAGAGGAAAUGCUUUCUUCCCAGAUAGUGUCUCUCCACUUGGGGGGAAUGCUACUCCCCUGCUCCAUGUUAACCCUUAUGUGGAUCAAUUUGUUAAUUUUGGGAUGAUGCCCCUCAAUACAGCUGUUAUUCCUGCUGCACCUUCAUCUGUUCCAAUGUAUAUGUCUACGAUUUAUGGUGGAUUGCCUGCCUAUGGGGGCUUUACGAGGUCGGGAAGCAUGGCACCUGUGGUGGGAGUUGGUACACGCCCUGACCAUAGCUUUCAAGAGCUAAAUGAUCUUCACAAUUGUGAAAAGCAAUGGGCACCGGCCAAGAAGUAUAUGACGAGGGAUACAUCUACUGAUUUUGGAGUUGAUGAUGGUUUUAUUAGGAGAUGUCGUCUUGUCGAUGUGGAAAGACGUCAGAAGGAAGAUAGUUUCAUCUAUUCUGAUGACAGCUUUUCCCAAAAGCCACAAAGAGAGCAUCGGCAUGGACAUAAUCUAGACUCAGACAUCCGCAGGACUGAUGAAAGGCGUCAGAUGACUCCUCACUCAUCAACUAGAGCCAGAGAUGGAAGAUUGUAUCAUUGUGAAGGAAUAUCUUCUCCAGAAGCAAAAGAUAUUAUAAGUUGCUCUAGUAGGCGAGCCAAAGAGAGGCACUAUUACCGAAAUAAAGAGUCUGAAAUGCAUAAAGACAACAUGGCACGGUUUUCGAGUGAUUCAAGUUGGAGUCACUAUCAGGCUGAAAAAAGAAUAGAUGUCAGGAGAAAAAGAGAUGAAACUUAUGUCAAGAGGCAUGACAGAAAACCUUGUUCUUCGGAACUUAAUCAUGCACAUAAGUCUCCCAGUGACAAGGAAAAUAGGAUGAGAGACAAGAAGUCCAGUUGUAGGCCAAGAGUCUCCAAACAUGUACAGUGCUACAGGCAUGAUGGGAGGUCUGUGAAUGAUGACCGCAUUCAGGACAGAUGGAAGAUGGUCCGGGUGUCUGAUGAGGAUGGUGGUGGCGGACCACUUCAUUACAAGCGCAAUAAAGUCCGGUAGAAGAACUAAUAUACCUGGUUGGUGAGGUAAACGGUAGAUGUGUACAUAAUCAUGCUAGAUGUAUCUGGAUUCCUUUUUUUGUGUCAAGACUUCGGAAUAACUGUAGUUCUUCCUUACAAUCGUUUAAACAUUGAUAGAAACUAGGAUUACUGGAUUUAACGGACAUCUCCCUUGGAUACACAUAGGUUUGUCUAUAUUGUUAGAAUUUUCUGUUUGUUGACACCUGUCUAAAUUUUUUUUGGUCGAAAAACACCUGUUUAAUUGACGAGUCAGCUUAUGGAUAAUUUCCAAUUGGUCGUAUUUUGUUUUAUCUGCUUACUAAUGUUUUGACCGUUUUUAGCUUGAGUUUGGCAGCUAGCAAAGAACAAUUAAACGAGGGGAGAUGGUUUAUUUACUUAGACUUGUCACGGCCUUAAGCCGUGCACGACUUCUUUUUGCUUAUUGUACUGAAGCCGGUCGAGGUAUGUUCUUCUUUACGAGAGAGAAAGGAAAGGAAAACAAGCAAUGCCAACAAAAUGCUAUCGGUGUUGUUCUUUCCCCUCCCACUCCCGGCCUUUCAGAGUGUCGAAUCACCUUCUCUGGUAAGUGCAAGUCUUUGUGCUCGAGAAAGUUUCGAUGGUGAUCGACUGUGUUUAUAAAUACUUUUCUGUUUUUGUUAAGAAAAGGAGGGCGAGAGAGACGGAGAAUCUUUUUCUCAAGGACCAAUUCGACCAACUUUUCUUAGCCAUUGAGAUUAGGAUUUGGAGUCUGGAUUCCUUUUAUUUUUGCCCUGUAGUGAAACCACAACGUAUCUUGGUGCAACUGUUUCCGAAAUUCUCUUUUUGCCGUGUGGGUUUCUCCCUCAUAACCUCAGAUUUGGUGGUCAUUCGGACCCAAAAUAUGCAGGCAUACAACCGUAAUGCAUCCAUAGAAGUACAUGUACAUAUAUGUUUACACAAGUAUUUCUACGCACAUGCGUACAUAUGCACAUACAUACAUGCAGAUCACUUGAUUUUCCGGAAAACUGUUGAGCCCCUAUUAGUCGACAUGUUUACCAAACUAUUUUCCAGAUUGUGGCAAUGUCCGGUGCUCGUCAUUUUCUUCCCGAAGCAUAUGAUGCUGUGACCCUUUGCAUUUUUCUUGACGCAUUAACUUCAGGUUGGCUUACUCUAUGUGCUGCUUGCAUAAAAUGUGAUAGUCCCGACAUGAUGUUUGUCGUUGUGAUCUACGUUUGUUCAUUGCAGGUAACGCAUCGGGCAUAUCGUCCUUUUUGGCUCUCAAAACUUCUUUCCAUCAAACUCAGUUUUCUUUUCUGGAAGUGCUUUUGGUUACACAUCCUUUUCAACGAGAAAAAUUCACGUCCUCGUGUUUCAUGCCCUAGCUAUAUGGUUAGCGUGAAAAGUAUUGACAGAUUUCAGUUUUCUUCUUGUUUCAGGUCGAAGAUCUUGAGAACGAGUAAUAAUCAUUUGCUGAGUCCCCAUGAAUUUUCCGAUUUCCGGAAAUUAUUCUGGUCAAUGCAUUUUUUAACAUUUCUCCUUUUCUUUUUCUUUUUAUUGAAAAUGAACAGGGGAUACGUGAAGAAUUUUCCCUUGGCCGAAGGCAUCUUAAGAUAUUUUUCCAUUGACGAAUGAUGUGAGGAGGCUUUGGGUUGCUGGUCCCCCGAUCGGCACAGUGGACAAGGGCAGCUAUAAAAAAUGACGAUGACGGCAUCUUUAGGUGGGAGAUUCGAAGAUUCCGGAGACGUGUCAUCAAUAAGUGGGAAAAUAAAUCAAGGAAAAAAAAAUAUUAAAAAUGGUCUUCGGCUUCAAGUUAAUAUAUAUAUAAAUCAUCAAAUUAAUAUCUUGUGUCGUAGGCUAACUCUACCCUAAAAAAAUCUAACACCCAUCCACUCAAUCGCCUCCGCUCCGGUGAGCUUAGCUCAGUCCGAUAGACCCACUGCUGUGUCUUCCCUCUCCACUGGACACACCGCCGUGGCUGGUGGACCCCAAAUAUGAGGACGACAAAGGUUGCGGCGCCAGCUUAAGGCUAGAUCAAGGUUGAUCUGGUGGCCAUGGCUGAGCUUGGCUAUAGGGCUUGUGUGUCUCACUAGUCUGCCUAUUGUGGUUCUCGUAGCUCGAGGUCGACCUCACAUAACAUUGGUGACCGUAAGCCGGGGCCUCAGAUGGAGCUCUCUUGGCCACACUGUCGUGAGCCUUGGUUUGUUGCCGUACUGUGCUGAAUGGGUGGAGAGCGAGCUCAAAAAUCUUUUGGAAGGUUUUUCAUGUUUUGUUAAUCUUUAAAUCAAUGAUUAAAAUCAACACGGGACUAUAUAAAAUAUCGAUUGAGCU
This is a messenger RNA of Syzygium oleosum, 4912 nucleotides long. RefSeq lists its product as uncharacterized. Gene Ontology annotation, biological process: mRNA processing; ubiquitin-dependent protein catabolic process; protein ubiquitination. NCBI's taxonomy places the organism in Eukaryota, Viridiplantae, Streptophyta, Magnoliopsida, Myrtales, Myrtaceae. The record is from RefSeq and is a predicted model, not a curated record. The transcript is spliced from 15 exons. The coding region runs from base 180 to 2606 and encodes 808 amino acids. Gene Ontology annotation, molecular function: ubiquitin protein ligase activity; nucleic acid binding; zinc ion binding. Gene Ontology annotation, cellular component: nucleus.